UCUCCAGUAGAACUUUGAGCUGUUCAUAUUUUGUUUUUACAAGAACCAGCCUACAUAAAACUGAAGAGGUUAAUCAUGAUGCUUUGUACAGUAAUUCUUUGUGCCCUUUUGCUGUUCGCAUUUGUAUCAGCAGCACCAAACAACUGUACAGGGAACUUAGAUAGCAACAGUGCAGACAGUGUGGAUAUCAUUAAGCUAUAUGGUCAGUGGCACACAUUGGCAAUUGCAACAAACUCAACUUUGAAGAGCAGCUACUUUUGUAAGGUGGACAAUGCGCAAGUCUCCCUGAAGCAAAUGGAAGAGGAAAACAAGGUUGCCCUUUCAGCUCUGGCCAGAAGAAAUGGAACAUGUUUUAAGAAGGAGGCUACUUUCACAGUGUCAAACCGAUCUAAUGAAAUUUUAUUUGAAGGUGCUCCAAAUACAUUGGCUCACCUGAUCACUACUAUCACAGAGAAACACUUUUUUCUUCAUGAAGCAACUAGGCACGGAAAACAGAGUUCUGAAACACUUUACUUUUUUGGAAAAGAUUCUAGCCUGUCAGCUUUAUCCAAGGUGAAUUUCCAAAGACAGCUUCAGUGUAUGAAUAUUAUUAAUGCAACUACAUUCUACCUGCCUCAGAUGGAAGCCCACUGUCCUGAAAGUCUCAUCUUGUUUAUGUAAUGAGCUUAAAAGACAGAACGGAAGCUUAAAUUAAAGGUGAAUGAAUGGGUUAAUGAACAGAAGUGACGGACAAGACAUAAAGAUGUUUCAGGAAUGUAUGUUCUGUGCACAGGAAAUCUAUAGAUAGAUAUAGUAAAAAUGUAUGACAUUUAUCUCUACUGCUGCACCGCAAACCACUUAUACAAGUAAUAAUUCUACUAAUUAAGACUUUAUUAAAGUGGGCAUUAUCCAGAAUAUAGUUAUGAAUUUUACAUAUACUAAUUUUAACUGUUUUAUUUCAGUAUAGAACUACAGAAAAUAAAUAUUAAUUUUACAUAUACCAGUUUUAAACUUUGUUUCAUCACAGUGCUACAGAUAAUGCAGAAAUGCUAUUUUGCUUUUUAUCCUCAAUACUAUAGGCAGUGACAUUAAAGAAAAACCUAAAGGACCUCUUAUGUUUGGAUACUUAAUGAUAUAAUAAAACAAAUAAAGAGAACAUUUAAUGUGCUUUCCAGAAA
This is a messenger RNA of Protopterus annectens (West African lungfish), 1157 nucleotides long. RefSeq lists its product as uncharacterized. The coding region runs from base 76 to 660 and encodes 194 amino acids. The transcript is spliced from 8 exons. Lineage: Eukaryota; Metazoa; Chordata; Ceratodontiformes; Protopteridae. The record is from RefSeq and is a predicted model, not a curated record.